AUGGCCACGCCGGCCCCCCUGGAGGAUCAGGCUCGCCUGCUGGAGGAUGCCCUGGUCGCCGUGCGCCAGCAGACAUCGCUUAUGCGGAAAUGCCUCGAUACGCCCGGAAAGCUCAUGGACGCUCUGAAGUGCUGCUCGACACUGGUCUCCGAGCUCCGGACGAGCAGCCUUGGCCCGAAGCAGUAUUAUGAACUCUACAUGGCCAUAUUCGACGCUCUGCGCUUCCUGGCGGUCCAUCUGCGAGAGAACCAUCCUGUUAACCACUUGGCCGAUCUCUACGAAUUGGUUCAAUAUGCCGGAAACAUUAUCCCGAGGCUGUAUCUCAUGGUCACUGUCGGAACGGCAUACAUGUCCAUACCUGAAGCGCCGGUAAAGGAGCUCAUGAAGGAUAUGAUGGAUAUGAGCCGCGGUGUUCAGCACCCUAUUCGCGGACUGUUCCUCCGAUAUUACAUGUCUGGGCAAGCUAGAGACUUUCUCCCCACUGGCACCGGCGACGGCCCAGAGGGCAACCUGAACGACUCGAUCAACUUCAUCCUAACCAACUUUGUGGAAAUGAACAAAUUAUGGGUUCGUUUACAGCACCAAGGACACUCGCGCGAGAGAGAGCAGAGGAUCCGGGAAAGGCAGGAGCUACAGCUUCUUGUGGGAAGCAACAUUGUCCGCCUGAGCCAGCUGGUUGAUCUGGAGGCCUACAAGACUGGCAUUCUUGCGCCUCUAUUGGAGCAGGUUGUGCAAUGCCGAGACGUUUUGGCCCAGGAGUACCUUUUGGAGGUCAUCACACAGGUCUUCCCCGACGAGUUCCACCUACACACCCUGGACCAGUUCCUCGGCGCCGUAUCGAGACUAAACCCCCACGUGAAUGUCAAAGCUAUUGUUAUUGGUCUCAUGGACCGUCUAUCCGAAUAUGCUGAACGUGAGGGGGCCAGUGAGAAGGGACCUGAUCAGGAGAAGGCUGAGGCCGAGGCAUUGGCCAAUCUACUUGAGAAAGUGCAGCUUCAAAAGGAGGCCGAGCCGCCAGUCACUCAGCCAGCCCCUGAACAACCGUCUGUCGAGGAGUCAAGCGACAAGCCCGUAUCUAGCGAAACGGAUACUGCCGCUCCGGCAGAUGAGACAGCGCCCUCAGUUGCCGAGACGGAAACAACGGCAGUCAAUGGACAAGAGGGCGAGACUUCCAAGGACGUACAGCUCUACGAAGUCUUCUUCACACAGGUCAAGAAUCUUGUUGAAGCUCAGCAUCUCCCCAUCCAAGAUACCAUUGCGCUGUUGGUAUCCCUCUGUAACUUGGCGCUGAACAACUAUCCAGAGCGCCUUGACUAUGUGGAUCAGAUUUUGGCUUACGCCACGGCGAAGACGAAAGAGAACAUCAACAAUGCCGAUCUUCACUCCGCUCAGGCUCAGCAGAGCCUCCUUGCUCUACUGCAGGCACCUCUCAACCGCUACGUAUCAAUAUUCACCGCUUUAUCUCUUCCAACAUACGUGCCUCUGUUCCAAGCUCAGUCAUACCCAACUCGCCGCGCUGUUGCUGGUGGUAUCAUCCGCGGCCUUUUGAAAGACCAGACCAAGAUUUCCAAAACGAGCCAGCUGGAACAUGUGCUCGAUGUUCUAUCGGUACUUAUCAAGGAGGGAACACAAUCACCACAAGGCUACGCCGGAGCUACUCAGCGACGAGCCGUGGAGACCGAUGAGACUCUUGAGGAGCAAGGAUGGCUAGCAAGAAUGGUGCACCUGCUGCAGGGCGAGGACAAUGAUACGCAGUUCAAGCUCUUGCAGCUGACACGCAAAGCAUUUUCGGAUGGCAACGAUCGCAUUCGAACAACCACGCCACCGCUGAUAACAGCAUGCUUGAAGCUGGCCAGGAAGUUCAAGACUCGGGAGCAUUUUGAUGACAACUGGGAGACGCAGAUUAAUGCCCUCUUCAAAUUCAUCCACUCUGCGAUUAGCACGCUUUACACCCGUGUAACCGGUACAGGCGUGGCUGAGCUGGCUCUGCGUUUGUUCUGUUCUGCGGGACAGACUGCAGACCUGACCGGAUUUGAGGAAGUGGCAUAUGAGUUUUAUGCGCAGGCAUUUACAGCUUACGAGGAGUCCAUUUCUGACUCCAAAGCCCAGUUUCAGGCUGUCUGUGUCAUUGCCAGCUCACUUCACCAAACCCGCGGCUUUGGCAAGGAGAAUUACGACACGUUAAUCACCAAGUGCGCACAGCACGGCAGCAAACUGCUGCGGAAACCAGAUCAAUGCCGAGCAGUGUACCUGGCCAGUCAUCUGUGGUGGGCAACUCCCGUUGCUGUGAAUGGCGAAACAGAAGAGACAGAGCUCUACCGUGACGGCAAGCGAGUUCUGGAGUGCUUACAACGGGCUCUUCGUGUGGCCGAUUCGUGCAUGGAGACGGCGACGUCGAUUGAACUCUUUGUUGAGAUUUUGGACCGCUACGUCUACUACUUUGAUCAACAGAAUGAAGCAGUGACCACGAAGUACUUGAAUGGUCUUAUCGAGUUGAUCCACUCAAAUCUGGCAGGCAAUCAGCAAGAGUCGGCUUCAAUCGAAACCAGCAAGAAACACUUUCAUCAAACUCUUGAGAAUAUCAAAUCCAGGCAGUAUGAGGGAGUUGUUUUAUACCCAAGUUAGGAAUGGGGUCUCUUCUCCGCGAAAGCCGCAGGGAUGCUUUAAUGAUUCUGCGAUACACCACAAUAUUCAAGAAUAAAGAAGGCUCUUGGGAAGGGGGUAAGCAAAGGCGCCUGGGACGAAAGAGAAGAGCGCAUAGAUGUUUUAAUGCAGCACCAAGAAGCAGCCGGAGCAAAUGAGACAUGGCACGACAAUUGAUGUAUUUUUAUUCGAUUACAUAUUACGCUUUUUGGUCGCAAAGGGCACUUUUUUGGCUGUUGAAAACCCGGUGAAGGGAGAAACGUUAGAAAUAGUUGGGGAGUAGAUGGUUCGAAUGCGGUCUUUAAACUCUUUGUUACGAUCACCUAGAACAUUAUUUGCGGUAUCCAUUGUCUAUACA
Molecule: messenger RNA, 3001 nt
Organism: Trichoderma atroviride IMI 206040
Lineage: Eukaryota; Fungi; Ascomycota; Sordariomycetes; Hypocreales; Hypocreaceae
Source: RefSeq, a predicted model, not a curated record